GUCAGGUCAACCACUUCCGGGUUGCUCCUCACUGGCUGCACUCGUGACUAUUGCUUGGUCGCAAUUUGUUGACAUGGACCUACGAUGCAACGAAAGACAUUUCUACUUAGGGUCCGAAUGAUGAGAACAUGAACAUUCCUCGGCGGUGGAAGCUCUCGUGAGAUAGAAGAAGAACCAUGUGGAGAGUAAAAGGACUCGCCUGGAGAGUGCUGCAUAGAUACCACACCAACAACGCACUGCGUCUCCCCCAGAAUCACCAUGUAGAAGAUGAGGUGAUCAACACCUCCACUGUUCUCUCCACCCCGAGAACUUCCUCUGACAGCAGCUCCCAUAAAGAGGAGGAUGGCGAGAGGAGGAAGAAACAGCGAGCCUUUAAAUUCCCUUCCACUGAGCUGCCUCAUUACACAGCUCUCGAUGCAGUGGGAUGGGGUGCGACAGCGGUUCUGUUCAUGCAGAUCUGCAGGAGGAUCCACUCCAGUUUCUCUUCAUGCGCUGAGCCCAGUCCAACUUCUUCAGUCCAAAAGAGACCGCCCACUUUGCAGAAGUGUGGUUACCGCCUCCUGCUGGACAUUUUUUCAAGGAAUGAUGUGGUCCUAAGAGGAACGAGUGUGUCAUGUCUGCACAAUCAGUCCUUGGGUCAGACCAUUAGUAGCAAUAGUGGAAGUACUGCCACGUCAUACAGCAAUGAGCAGAACCGCCUGACUGCUCAUGCCACCAGCUCAGACCAUGAGCUGCAACCGGGCCAUGAUUCGCCUUUACAAGGUGAUGCAUUUAUGUCUGCCUCCUGCCCGCAAGAGAACGUUUUGGAGGAAGAGAGCACAGAGAUGGAUCAUGCUCAUAACAAGUCUAUGGUUGAAGGUGAGGAGAGACUGGCAGAAGCUGCACAGAAUCUUGAAAAAGUGGCAGACAGCACCGUCCCAAUGAUCCUCAACAUUAUUGGCAUUCAAAGAGCCAAAAAUGGAAACGACGAGGAAGCUUUCACAUGCUUCCUGGCGGCAGCUCAACAGGGCUACAGCAAGGCUCUGUUUAACACUGGGGUCUGUUAUGAGAAGGGCAGAGGAGUCCACAAGGAUAAGGAGAAGGCAUCCCAUUACUAUUGGCAGGCAGCUGUGGAAGGUCACAAACAGGCUCAAUACCGCUGUGCAAAGCUGCUCCUGACCAGGAGCGGGUGCGAGAGUGAAGAAAAGAUAAAUACAGCCAUCAGCCUCCUGGAGAAGGCUGCUGCAGCAGGUCUGACAAAGGCACAAUUAUGCCUUGCAUCUGUGUACUCCCGGAAGCCAGUGAGAGAUGGCAGCAAGUCUGUGUACUACCUGCAGAUGGCAGCACAGAGCAGUGAUAGUACUGCUCUGUUCCUGUUGGGCCAGUGCUAUGAGAGCGGCUUUGGGGUCCGGCAGAGCCUGAGGUCGGCAAUUGUAUUGUACAGACGAGCUGCUCAAGCAGGGAACAAGCAGGCUCAGCUUUUCCUGAGAUCCCCCACUGAGACAGACGUGUUGCGCUCCAUCCGUUCUUCGCCAUGUUUCUCCGUGCCCGACCCGGACCUGCAGCUGCCGCUCUCCUCUCUGGCUGAUGGCAUGUGUGCAGACACCCACCCUUUCGUCUCCCUUCCCUUCCUGCAUCACUGCUGGAGCACCGGGAGCAUGACCGUGGCUCCAGUGCUCUCCAGCCCUCUUCACCUUCAUCCCAAAAACCUGGAGGCAAAAUCGUGCCAGUGGAUGGUAGGUGUUGGAUAACUGCCAAUCGUUACACAAACAGAUGUGUUAUCUGUUCGGAUAUAUUGUGUUAGGGUUGCAAAGUUUCGUGAAUUUUCAAAUUUUGGAAACUUACUGUAUCCAGCAAUUAAAGCAAAAGUUGGCACUAGAUCCUGUACUUAUGUUUGACGCCUGUGUUUUCACCAGCGUGUUACGUGUGGACAUGCAGGGAGGGAUGUGUAAUUUUGUGUGAGUACUUAGCGUGAGUGUUAUACUUGUGUUUCUCUCUCUAUCUGUCUCUCCCUCUCUCUUUUUGUGUGUGUGUGGUGGCCUUUUUGUCUCAAAUUGUGUCGCAUUAACAGCCAAUUUUAAACCAGUGAAGUAGUAUACUGUACAACACAUUACAUACAUACAUCCAUUCAUCCAUUUUCCGAACCGCUUGAUCCUUACUAGGGUCGCGGGGGGUGCUGGAGCCUAUCCCAGCUGUCUUCGGGCAGUAGGCGGGGGACACCCUGAAUCAUUACAUACAGUGCUGUGAAAAGCAUUUGCCCUCUUUGAGAGAUUAUAAAAUCAAACCAAUUUUCAAAUUGGUUUGAUGAUUUGAAACAAACAGGAAUCGUCGGGGCAAAUAAUUUUUCACGGCACUAUAUUAUGGAAUGCAUCAAGACCGUUGCUCUUUCUGUAAAUAGGAAGCAUUGUAGAAGUCCUACUGUGUGCUUACGCACAGUAAAAGGAUAUAUGUAUAAACACCCAUGUAGCUCUCAGCUUAUACUUAAAAUUCAGCUAGCUGUGCCUUCUGACUCUUCCACGACUAUAUAAGAACAAGAAGUGCAUGUAUAAUAUAGUGAGAGUCCCAAGUGUAUGUAGUUAUAUUUUCAAAUGUAAACUCAAAGUAAUGUUUGAUUGACUGUUAGAGAGGACUUGACCCUCAGGACUUGUUUGAUAGUAUGAGCCUUUUUUGCCAGUUACAUAGUCUGUAAUUUUUAACCUAUGUGAUAUGUUUUGUGUUUUAUAUCAUAAAGUUUGUAACCAACA
Messenger RNA from Hippocampus zosterae (dwarf seahorse), 2723 nucleotides. It is a transcript of the gene dele1, whose product is annotated as DAP3 binding cell death enhancer 1. Bases 177 to 1730 code for a protein of 517 amino acids. Lineage: Eukaryota; Metazoa; Chordata; Actinopteri; Syngnathiformes; Syngnathidae. The transcript has 12 exons. The record is from RefSeq and is a predicted model, not a curated record. Gene Ontology annotation, molecular function: protein binding.